This is a messenger RNA of Grammomys surdaster, 375 nucleotides long. Its product is annotated as Fc receptor-like B. The transcript has 3 exons. The record is from RefSeq and is a predicted model, not a curated record. Gene Ontology annotation, molecular function: transmembrane signaling receptor activity. NCBI's taxonomy places the organism in Eukaryota, Metazoa, Chordata, Mammalia, Rodentia, Muridae. The coding region runs from base 1 to 375 and encodes 124 amino acids. Gene Ontology annotation, biological process: cell surface receptor signaling pathway; negative regulation of immune response.
AUGUGGACACUUAUAGCCCUCCUGCUUCUGGUUCCAAGCAGCGGAAAAGCUGCUACUCUGGAGAAGCCUGUACUGUCUCUACACCCACCUUGGACCACCAUCUUCAAGGGGGAGCGAGUAACCCUGAGAUGUGAUGGGUACCACCCUCUGCUGCUGGAGCUCCGGCCCAUUAGCACGCUCUGGUACCUGGGCCAUGUUCUCCUGCCUUCCCACAAGAAGAGCAUUGAGGUGCAGGCACCAGGGGUAUACCGAUGUCAGACACGAGGAGCACCUGUCAGUGACCCCAUCCACCUCUCUGUGUCUAACGGUGAGUGCUGGCCCUGCUGGCAGGGUAGACACCAGGCUAUUCCCAAAGGACAAGAAAAUGUCACAUAG